This is a messenger RNA of Rhinichthys klamathensis goyatoka, 8409 nucleotides long. RefSeq lists its product as uncharacterized. NCBI's taxonomy places the organism in Eukaryota, Metazoa, Chordata, Actinopteri, Cypriniformes, Leuciscidae. Bases 1 to 8175 code for a protein of 2724 amino acids. The transcript has 2 exons. Gene Ontology annotation, molecular function: DNA helicase activity. The record is from RefSeq and is a predicted model, not a curated record. Gene Ontology annotation, biological process: telomere maintenance; DNA repair.
AUGGCAGAGGCUGCACCACUUCCUCUUAAAAAAGGGCAAACAGAGGCUGCACCGCUUCCUCUUAAAACAAGUCAGGCAGAGGCUGCACAGCUCCCUCUUAAAACAAGUCGAGCCGAGGUUUUGCGGCUUCCUCGUAAAAAAAUGGCUGAAAACAAAAAUUCUGACAAAUAUUCUGACAAAAAUUCUGACAAAAACUCUGCUUCAAGCUCUGCUUCAAACUCUGUCAAAAACCCAGUCAAAAACCCAUCAAAAACCCAGUUACCUCCACAGAACUCUGAACAAAACUUUAAAAUGUACAGAACUUUACAUGAAAAUGCUUUGAAUACUUUACCUGCAUGUGUUGAAUUUCUACAGAAACCAUUACUGAAAGGUUCCUUUCAUCAAGGUGAUGCCCGCUUUGGAAAUUCACGUGGCAGACAGUGUGGUGCCAUCAGUCUGAUAGCAGUGUUGAUGAGCAAGAUGAAGAACGUGUUGACCUGGACAACACAAGAUCUCAAUGGUGUAUUGGUUGCAGGAACACGCCUUUAUGAAUCUUUACGAAACCAGGGUAACAUAAAUGACCGGGAAGUCAUGGGUAGGCAUUACAUUGCUGUCCAUGAAUUACCAAGGAGACAUGUGCUGGGUAAUACUGUCUUUUCCAUAGAAUAUGCAGAGUCUCUCACUGGAUUUGUUAAUGUUGAUGACUAUGAUGAAUCCUUAAGGAAUGUGGCCAUGCCAGUUGAUGUAGCUCUUCAGCGAGCUCUAUUGAGUGCUGAUGCUUUCCUUUUAUGUAUUUGUGCCAACACAUGUGCAGUUAUUAAGGAGGGCUCAUGGUAUGCCUUUGUUGAUUCUCAUGCUAACAUGACCGAGACAAGUUGUGUUGCUUAUCACAGCACCAUAGAAUCUUUGUAUAACUACAUUAAUGAGAUGGCACAGUCAUUUGGGGUAAUUGCGCCACGAUUUGAGAUAACUGGAGUUUUUGCCCAUGCAGAUGCUGAAGUUUCUCACUUGCUGGAGGCAGACCGCAGCAGUUUUCCAGGAUCUUCUGGUAAAGCACUUUACAGUGAAGUUCUAAAACGCAAACCUAAGGUAUGUAAAUCUGUGAUGACUGAGGUAAGGUCAUCUGUCUUUCAAUCACCUGAGGCUGAAGUUCAAAAUACAUGCACUGAUGUUCCCGUGCCACAACCAGUGUGUAAUGUUUUGCCGAGUAAAGGAAAAAGGGGGAGAAGUAAAAAUCAGGAUGAACUAUCAGAGAAAUGGGUUACGAAGUCCCACUCGCUGGAGGCAGACCACAGCAGUUGUCCAUGGUCCUCUGGUAAAGCACUUUACAGCGAAGUCUUAAAACGCACACCCAAGGUAUGCAAAUUUGUGACCACUGAGGUAAGAUCAUCUGACUGUCAAUUACCUAAGGUUGAAGUUCAAAAUACAAGCAGCACAAACCUUUCAAUGUCGCAACCAGUGUGUAAUGUGUUGCCAAGUAAAGGAAAAAGGGGGAGAAGAAAAAAGCAAGAUGAGCAGGUCUCUGAGAAACGGGUUAAAAAAUCUCAUGUUGAAAAUGUUGUAGUAGAAGACAUAAUUAUUACUGAUGUUUCAAUUCCAGAAGUAUUUUUUUCUCCAUUGACUCAUAGAGAUCAGCAAGCUUUAUGUGAACUCUUGCUUCUGACAAAUGAUAACAGUGACUGUGAUGUUACAACAAACUUUGGUCCCAUUGCAGGUCCGUGUCAGACAAAGAGUAUCAAACCAGAUGGUAACUGCUUUUUCAGAUCACUGGCAUAUGCAAUUUGUGGAAGUGAGGACAAGCAUUUGAAGAUUCGCCGUGCAGUUGUCAAACACCUGAAAAUGAACGCUUCAGAAUUUGAGAGGUAUGUGAGAAGUGAGUAUACUUCAGUAGAGGACUACUUGAGACAAUCUAGAGUCUAUUAUUCUGGGUCAUGGGUCACUGAAAUUGACAUAUUUGCUUCUGCUGAUCUAUUUAAAACAACCAUAAUGACUUUUAAUGAUGGCCAGUGGAAUGCACACAAACCUACUGGAGAGGUAAUUGCAAACAAUGCAAUAUAUUUGAAAAACUGUAAUGGUAAUCAUUAUGAAGUUGUGACAUGUGUCAAGCACAGAGGUCAAGACAUUUGCGCAGGAAAGUGUGGGAAUGCUAUUUCAAAUGAGGUGAGAAUGCCAUGUCUGCGUAAAAGGAAGGUAAGCGACGCUGCAGAAUGUGACCAAGAGACCAAGAGACAGAAAAAAUGGAAGUAUGAGAAGUCCAAGUAUGAUAAUGACAUUGAUUUCAGACAGAAUAAAAUUGACUAUGCCAAAACAAAAUACUGUGAUGACAUUGAUUACAGGGAGAAUAAAAUUGACUAUGCCAAAACAAAAUAUUGUGAUGACACUGAUUACAGGGAGAAUAAAAUUGACUAUGCCAAAACAAAAUAUUGUGAUGACACUGAUUACAGGGAGAAUAAAAUUGACUAUGCCAAAACAAAAUAUUGUGAUGACACUGAUUACAGGGAGAAUAAAAUUGACUAUGCCAAAACAAAAUACUCUAGUGAUAAAGAUUAUAGACAGAAAAAAAUGAAAGUUCUUCGUGAUAAAUAUUUAAAAGAUUGUCAUGUUUGUUUGUUUAAGCGUGAACGUUCUAAGGCCAAGUAUUCAAGCAAUAUUCAGUUUCAGAAGCGUGUUUGCCAGUAUUCUCGAAUGAAAUAUAAAAAUAAUGUCUCAUUUCAGGCAACUGUACGCGAGUAUUCCAAGAAGAAAUAUCUUCAAAACCUGGACUUUAACGCAAGAGUACGUGAGUAUUCCAAGAAGAAAUAUCUUCAAAACCUGGACUUUAACGCAAGAGUACGUAAGUAUUCCAAGAAGAAAUAUCUUCAAAACCUGGACUUUAAAGUAAGAGUGCGUGAGUAUUCUAAGACAAAAUAUCACAAAGAUGUAAACUUUCAUUUCAGUAAAAUACAAAAAGGCUGUGAGGUAUAUGCAAAAAAAAGGGAAAAACAGAAAGACAUUGGUGUUGCCAUUGCUGGUUUUCGUCAAGAAGUGAGUAGAGGUCCAGAGUUUGUGUGCUGUGUUUGUCACCGUUUACUUUUCAGAAAGCAGGUUACUGAAUGCAAACCAGAAUGCUAUGAAGACAAAGGAGACAAAAUUGCUGCUUUGGCAAGAAGAUGCAUCACCCUGAGGUAUGUGCAUGUUUGUGAUGAAAAAUGUCAUAAUACUUCUGGUUUUUCUCCAAGGUGCAAAUUGUGGAUUUGUCCAACCUGUCAUCGAAAAAUCAUCAGUGGAAAACUGCCUGAAGAGAGUGUUGCUAACAAUAUGCAUUUGGUGGACAUUCCAAAUCAACUAAAGUGUCUUAACUCUUUGGAACAACAUCUUGUGGCACGUAAUAUUCCUUUUUUGAAAUUACUCUGUCUUCCCCGUGGAAAACAAAAUGGCUGCCAUGGACCGGUGGUGUGUGUUCCUGUAAAUACUGCAGAUGUGUCAAAUAUUCUUCCACGAAAUGAAUGUGAUGACAAGAUGAUAAGGAUAAAACUGAAGCGCAAGUUAACCUACAAAGGGCAUUAUGAGUACAAGCAUGUUCACACUGAUCGUGUUAGAAAUGCUCUGCGACGUUUGAUCAGGUGCAAUAAAUGGUACAAGGAUGUGGAGAUUAAUGAACAAUGGAUCAACUCUUUGAAUGAACCAGAAGAGAAUGUUGCUGAAGAAAUGGAGGAACAAGCUGAAGUUGAAAAGAGUGAAGAGGAAAAUGAUACUGAAGAACAGCCAGAGGAAGACUUGACUUACAUCAAAGAGCAGAGUGGUCUUUUGUCAGACACAUGUUUACAACCUGUCGAUCUUGGUUCAGAAGUAAUUGAUCAGCACUUUCAAGAUGUAUUAAAUGUGGCACCAGCUGAAGGUAACAGUCCUGUUAAAUUACUGUCUGAUAAAAGCAAUGAAGCAAAAUGUUUUCCUGUUCUCUUUCCAACUGGUGGUCCAACAUUCCAUGAUGAGAGAGAAAGAAAGAUCACACUGUCACGAUACUUGAAUGCAAGAAUCCUCAACGCAGAUGGACGUUUUGCACGGAGUACAGACUUUAUUUUCUAUGCACAAUACAUGUCGGAGUUGGAUCAAAUUGUAUCUAAUGUUUCUAUUGCUUUGCGAAAAGGGUCGGACAAGAGGUUGUUGCAAGGAGUAACCUCAGAUAUGCUGACAAACCCAGAGUCGUUAGCUAAAAUAUUGAAUUAUGAUGAAGGAUACAAAUUUUUGAGACCAGUCCGUGGAACGCCACCCUAUUGGCAAUCGACUCAAAAAGACCUUUUUGCUCUCAUAAGACAACUAGGUAUUCCAACUUUCUUUGCAUCCUUUAGCUCUGCUGAUCUCAGAUGGCCUGAAAUGAUCAACACCAUCCUGGAGCAAGAACAGAAAAAUGUCAGUGUUGAUGAGCUUGACUGGUCUGAGAAAUGUGGACUAAUUCGACGAAACCCAGUCACUGCUGCAAGGAUGUUUGAUUAUAGAUGGCAUUGUUUUUUGAAGGAUGUCAUUAUGUCACCUGCUCAACCUAUUGGAAAGAUCAAAGACUACUUCUAUCGUGUAGAGUUUCAACAGCGUGGAUCUCCUCAUGUUCAUUGUCUGUUUUGGGUUGAAAAUGCUCCAAAGUUAAAUGAAGACAACGAAGACAGUGAUGCUUUGGUUGCUGCUUUCAUAGAUCAUUAUAUCACUUGUGAGACACCAGGAGAUGAUGACGCAGAACUUUAUGAGACUGUGAACAGUGUUCAAAAGCACAGCAGAAGACAUUCCAAGACAUGCCGGAAGAAAAACACAGUGUGUAGAUUUAAUUUUCCACGGCCUCCAUCUAGCCGCACCUUUAUAACAAGAGCUGUACGAGAUGACUUGAAAGGCAAUGAUGGAAAUGAGACUGCAAGUGCAAUUCUGAAGAAAAUCAAAACUGCGUUAACAGAAUCUGAAGUCAAUUUUGAUUCAACAGAUGCCUUUUUCCAAUCCAUUGGAAUUAAUCAAGCUGUGUUUGAGAAGGCGUACAAGAAAUGUUCUAAAAAGAAAAGUGUCGUCUUGAAACGAAGUCCAAAAGAUGUUUGGGUAAAUCAAUAUAACCCUCAUUUAUUGCGUGCAUGGCAAGGCAACAUGGAUAUCCAGUAUGUCACAGAUGCUUACUCUGUAGUGGUUUAUAUUAUUAGUUACAUCACAAAAGCAGAACAAGAAAUGGGACUGUUGUUGCAACGUGCACAAAAUGAAGCUAUGAAUGGAAAUCUUGAAGCAAGAUCAUCAUUAAAAAUGUUGGGAAGUGUAUAUCUACACAACAGAGAAGUUUCAGCACAAGAGGCAGUAUAUCGCCUAACAGGCAUGCACUUGAAAGAAUGCUCUCGCAAAGUCCAAUUUAUUCCAAUUGGAACUGAUCCUGUGAAGAUGAGUUUGCCUUUGCGUGUUCUCCAAAACAAAGAUGACCAUUCUGGUGAAGAGAAUUUUUGGAUGAAUAGUUUGGUUGACCGAUACAAGAGUAGACCAAAAACAGAACAUUUUGAGAUUCUGUGUCUGGGCAGUUUUUGUUCAGAAUACAGGAUAUUGUCAACAUCUGAGCUAUCUUCACAAAACAAAGAAAAUGUGAUCAAGCUUGACAACAAUUGUGGUUAUAUGAUAAGAAGAACUCGAACUGAACCUGCAGUAAUAAGGUAUCCAAGAUUUUCACCAACAAAAGAUCCUGAGAAGUACUAUCAUUCACUGCUACAACUUUUUUUACCACAUUAUGAAGAUUACCAGCUGAAGCCUGAGAAGUUCCACACUUAUGAGGAUUUCUACAACAAUGGUGCUGUGAAAUGUGGAAGUAAUGUGACUGAAGUAAAAUCUAUUGUUGAUUCUAAUCGAGCACUGUUUGAAAAGGACAGCGAUGAAAUAGACCGAGCUCAACAGGUUUUGGAGCUGGGUGUUGAUUUGGAAGAUGCUUGGGCUGCAUUGUGUCCUGAAACAGAGAAGGAGCGCCAUGAAUGUAUCGAGCUAAAGAAGAAUAACGUACUUCCUGAAGAAGAUGAUUCUGACACACUUAUUCCAGAUCUUGUAGCGAACCCUCGAACUGCAUUCACAAUUGAGAACAGUAAUGCUACAAUGUCUCGAGAUGAAGCAUUGGGUUUACUAAGAUCAUUAAAUGCUAAACAGUCUGCAAUAUUUUACAAAGUUCGCGACUGGUGUUUACAAAAACUGCAUGGAGAAAAUCCUGAACCGUUUCGCUUGUUUGUUACUGGUGGAGCAGGCACAGGAAAAAGCCAUUUAAUCAAAGCAAUAUGCUAUGAAUCUUCUAGACUCUUGUCUCAGCUGUCUGACAACCCUGAUGAGCGGAGUGUGAUUUUAUGUGCAUCAACUGGAGUAGCUGCAUACAACAUUGGCGCUGCUACCAUACACCACACUUUUUCAAUUGGUGCUAAUGUCAAACUGCCAUAUCAACCACUAAGUGAUGACAAAAUCAAUUCUCUGCGUUCCAAACUUGGAUGUUUGCAGAUUUUGAUUAUUGAUGAAGUAUCCAUGGUUGACCAUCACCUUUUGUCAUAUGUUCAUGGGAGAUUGAGACAAAUCAAACAAACUGGUGAUUACUCCCUCUUUGGAAAAGUAAGUCUUGUAGCUGUAGGAGAUUUUUAUCAGCUGCCGCCUGUCAAAGGAACUCCACUCUAUGCUGAUACAAAAGGAGUGAACCUUUGGGAAAACCACUUUGAAAUUGCUGAAUUAACUGAAGUUGUUCGGCAACAAGAUGUAACUUUUGCUGAAACCUUAAAUCGUCUGAGAGUUCGUAAAAAGAAUGAACCUCUGAGCUCAGGUGACAUCAACAUGUUGAAGCAACGUGAAACAGGAGAAGAAUGCGGUGCUGUUCAUAUAUUUCCUACAAAUAAAGAGGUUGAUGAAUACAAUAUUCAGAGACUAAAUGAGGUUUGUCCUGAGGCAAUCAGUAUUCGAGCUCAAGACUUUGAGAGAAAUCCAAAAACUGGAAGGAUUGAAAAAAAAGUUGGAUUUCAUUUAACCGUUUUCAACUCCUGUUUGGCUAAAUGUGUUUCCUUGGGUGUUGGAGCAAGAGUUAUGUUAAAGAAAAAUAUUAAUGUUUCGGAUGGACUUGUGAAUGGAGCCUUUGGUACAGUUGUCCAUAUUAGCAGAAGUCAAAAACAGGACGAUGAUUAUGAUGAUGACUUUCCAUCAGCCAUUCAUGUGGAAUUUGAUGAUCCAAAUGUGGGAAAAAUUCAGAGAUCAAACCAACAACAUAGAUUUUCCCAAAAUUCUACAGUAAUUGAAGUUCAAGAAGAUCAAGUCACAACCAACGGUGGAUUAAGGCGCCAAUUUCCACUUAGACUGGCAUGGGCAUGCACUGUUCACAAAGUCCAAGGGCUCACAGUAGAUAAAGCUGUCGUAUCCCUUGACAAGAUCUUUACUUCAGGACAAGCAUAUGUUGCAUUGAGUCGUGUGAGAACUCUCAAUGGACUAAUUAUUCAAAACUUCAAGGAGUCUGUAAUAUACUGUAAUGAUCAAAUUGACUUGGCAAUGAAAAAUAUACCAAAAUUUCCAUUAGAAAGUCACACUUUCUCAAAGACACCUGGUAUAUUUACAAUUGCUCUUCAGAAUGUGCAAAGUCUUCAAGCUCAUGUUCAAGAUAUUCAAGCUCACAGACAACUUAUGAAUGCAGAUUGUAUUUGUUUAACUGAAACAUGGCUACAAGUUGAAGACCAAGUACAAAUACCAGGAUUUAUUUUCAAGCAUAAUCCAAGAGCUAAGUGCUAUGACAACAGCACUCCCCUUUUUAGUAAUUUAAAACAACAGCGAGGAGGUGGGGUUGCUAUCUACUGUUGUGAAAACAUGUUUUUUAAAGUCAUCAUUCCAGAACCUUGCAAUUUGGAAUGUUUGUACUUCUCAGUUCCACAUAUCAGUUUGAAUGCUGCUCUGCUGUACAGGCCUAAUUCAUAUCAAAUUGAUGUGUUUCGACAAAAUCUGUUACAUGUCAUUACUGAGCUGGAAAAACAUCCAGGAAAGAAAGUAAUUAUGGGAGACUUCAAUGAGGACAUCUUAACAUCAUCUUCAAUUGGGACACUAAUGGAAGUCCAUGGAUACAGUCAACAUGUGCAAUGUCCUACAACUGAAAAGGGUACGUUAAUAGACCAUGUCUAUAUUAAAGAUGCAGAAAAUGUUACAAUUGAAAUUGUUUCAACUUACUAUAGUUACCAUGAAGCAAUACUAGUUUCAGUAAGGUAAUUGACAUUUCUGACACAUAAUGAAGACUGUAUAACUGCAUUUUUCUUUUCUGUGCCCCUACCCUGCUACAAUUAAUCUGAGAUUGAGGUCCAUGAAGGUCUGUUCAAGUUCACAAGUGAAAACGAUUCCAAGGUCUAUACAGUCCUGACCAUUCCAUACCAAGUUCUAUCCAUUGUUCAUCGGGCACAAACCAGCACCUCCCAUAAUUGCUCUUCUUUCUGGAGCUCCAAAGCU